CACACCGUGACGAACGCGAUUGUGUCACAAUGUCCUCAUCGUCGCGCUCGACAGUGUCGACGACGUCCUCGCCGUCAAUGGCGUCGGCAACGACGCCCGUCUACAAGGGCAAGUUUGUCAACAGAUCCUGGGGCCAACUCCCACCAGAAAUCAUCAGAAUGAUCUGCACGAAUACCUUGCUGUUAGCACACCAACAAAUGUUCCUCCCUUCCUCAUGGUUAUCGAAGGAAGUCUGGCCAGGAAGGAUGCUCUACAUAGCCCUGCGCGAUCAGGUUUACGUUGAGAAGCUCAUGAAAGUAUGCCCAUCAUGGCAGGCAGCUCUUGAACAGCACACUUUCUGGCAACACGCCAUUUAUGCCUUUGACCCUGCAGACAUACUCAUCAACACAUCAACGAUCGUCCAAACCGGCUCCUCCAACACCGUCCGAGUGAGCCCAUAUCGACACUUUCGACACAUCGUUACGCAUUCGUGUACCGUAUGCCGCCUCAACACCCCAUUGUCCUACCUCGGCCUCAAUAAUGCCAAACGGUUCGUCCUCCUUCCCUACCACGGGCAUGUCAGCGUCUGCAAAGAGCACCACAAACGCGAUUUCUGCGGUGUCUGCCUACGAAGUCCCUGCCCGCCCCAUCUCAGCUACGUGCAACAUCAGGCGGAGAGUGAGAUGAUCGCCUGCGCCGAGAACGAGGACCUCGAGACUUGGCCGAACAUCUUCACGACGUGCAAGUACUGCCGCUCUGAGGCUCUCUGGAAGCGGAUGAGCAACUCUCCAGCUGACAGGGAGGCCGUCGGACAGGGUCCGCCACAAUGGGCGGCCGACGAUUGGGAGACGAGACAGGUCAUCGAUACAUUCAUCGAUCUCGGAGAGGGCACCGUCGACGAGGUCAUCCGUGUGGCGCAGGAGAAGAAUUGGCUUCGUCGGUAUACCCGCUUUGCGGAUAUCAUGGAGCAGGCCGUCGCUUCGCAGAAGUACGAGCUCAAGCUUACUGGUGGCGGGGCUGGUGGCGGUUACGUGAAUGAGGGAGAGGACGACUCGUUUGAGCUUGAAGAUGAUAGUUUCGAGCUGCAUCAGCGGGCGGAGGACAGUGGCGCGAAGGCGCCCGCAUGUGAGGCGUGGGUCCGUGAGCGCAUCCUCGACGGUCAUUGGAUCUCUCCAGCGGAUGAUUAUUACAAUCAGCGUCCGGCGGCCGAGCUACUGCCGGCGGCUGAGCAUCCCGCCGCAUGGCUUCUCGACGAGCACGCAGUCACCACCCGGCACCCGACUCCCAAAACCAUCGCCGUACCGGCCGCACCGACAUAUCAUCUCGCCGAGGCCUUGUACCGGAUCCACAAAGUCAAGACCCGCGAGAUUCUCCUCCCUCCAAUGAGCAACAUCGUCAAGCGCAUCAUGCUCGACUCGAGGAACGGCGAAGAGGCAAUCAGGAGGGCGUCGAAGCUGAACUUGGAGGAGCUCUUCCAGGUGCUGAGGGAGACUUGGCCUUGGGUGAAGGAGCAGCUCGCCGACGAACAUGUACGCAAGGCAGCAGUUUUGAAACAUGCGGACGACUCGAGCUCAUCUUCGACAAAGUCUGACGGGUCGCAUACCACGAGUCCGGUUCUUAGCACGACAACAUUGCAGACGACGCCAUCUCCGCCUCCGAAGGAUGCGGGUCCUGCCUCGGACGAUACGUUGGAUGUUAUUGGACCGAGACCGGACGAGAUGGCGUCGAUGUGUAUGGAGGCGUCCAGUUUGAUGCGGUACAUCCCCUUCGUCCCAUUGACGGCAGAGUGUCUCCCGCCGUACAGCCACGAAGCGAUCAAAUCGGUGUGGCGUGAGGCAUGUGCCCCACUCUAUCAUUGUGCUUGCAGUAUUUGCAAACGUACAUUAAUGCAGUCGAAAGCCGCCGAGGCGGCUCAGAAUCCUCAGGCUUACACCUAUCCCCCCCAGUCGAACCCAUACCCUCAGACCAACGUCAAUCCAUACCCACAAAACCAGCAAUCAUAUCCUCAGCCGAUCGUCGCCACUCACGACCCUAAUGUCGAGUCACCCGUCAUCGCUCACCCAUCUCCCGUCAUCUCUAUCCCACCACAACGGCAGGAGUACAUUCCGUCGACUUAUUCGGAUCUAGAAGACGAGAGCGAAGAUGAAGACGACGACGACGAUCUUGACGGGGAGGGUGAGCUCGACGGCGUGCACAAUUAUUAUGAUUGGCCGCAAGACGAGGAAGGGUGGGAAACAGACCAUGAAGCGACCGAGACUAUUCAGGCCUCCGGCGGAGUGGAUGUGGGCGUGGAGAAAGAAGAUGGUGUGAAGGUGGACGGGUAUACCCUCACCGAGGAGGGUAAAGUAUCAAGGCAUCGGGGUCAGGAGGUCGAUGGUGCCGUGGACAAGGGAAAGGGAAAGGGGAAAGGCAAGGGGAAGGUGGUGGUUGAGUCGAACGCGCAACCUUUAUGGGGGUUCGGGCCUGCACCGACGUUGACGGAGCCUAAAGUCCCUAUUCCGAAUAUCAGGAAGAGCGGACAUCAGCCUCCCGGCUCUGUUGCGUCGGUUCCGAUCUCCCAUUCCAACUCCAGGUCCAAAAUAUCGCUUGCGUCGCCGGAGCCUCAACGGACGCCAUCGCGGAAAAGGACGUCAGAAGAGUUAGAGGAGGAUGGCUCGCCGACCGGUUCUUUCGUAACCUCGAGCGAGAGUGAGCAGGAGCCGUCUGGUGUUUCACCUGCGACUCCCCCGAAACGGGCGCGGAGAGAGGGCGCGUACUCGGACGUUCGAGUGGAUGAUCUAAAUCCGCGGUUGAAGAAGAGGAGUUCGGGUGAUGUGGACGUUGAUCCGGAUGGCGAGAGUCCGACGCCGACGAGAAGAAUGACCGGGAAGAGGGCGAGGGUGUCGGUUUCGCCCGAAGAGGAGGUCGGCCAGCGAGCGAAUGCGGAAGAGCGGAGGAUCGCUGGGAGUCGGGGGGCGAAUAUGUUCAAGAUGUUGUCGAGAAUGAAGGGGAAGGUGGAUGAGACGGGAUGAAGUGCUCUCUUUUCACGAUUUCAUAAUGCAUCUGUGUAUCUUCUAUGAGUUAUAUCAGACAUUCAUCUGUACAACGUCUUUUGUGUGCUUGUAGUUUGGGCCGUUGCUCAGGUUCAGUCCUUUCCGCAUCGUCGCCGCUCUCCUAUUCCUCUUGACCAUCGCUACCCCUUCCCAACGGACUCACCACCCCUUCCAAAUUCGUGUUUCGUGUUCUUGCGUUGUGGAUACCAACCAAUCGUCAUCUUGCUUAGACCCUCGCGCCACCGCUACAUCUCUAUUCCCAAAUGUACAUCUAUCUUUCUUCCCUUCUUCCUCGUCUAUCCAACCCGACACGCUCCUCUACCCUCAACAUUCCAUCAUCGUCGUUUUUGUCCACUUUGUUCAUCCAUCCCCUAACCUGUAACCCCUUCCCCCUCGACCCUUUUGAAUGUCUUCCCCCGGAGCGUGUCCGGAC
Molecule: messenger RNA, 3444 nt
Organism: Stereum hirsutum FP-91666 SS1
Lineage: Eukaryota; Fungi; Basidiomycota; Agaricomycetes; Russulales; Stereaceae
Exons: 5
Coding region: 30-2990 (986 amino acids)
Source: RefSeq, a predicted model, not a curated record